Molecule: messenger RNA, 557 nt
Organism: Panicum hallii
Lineage: Eukaryota; Viridiplantae; Streptophyta; Magnoliopsida; Poales; Poaceae
Exons: 2
Coding region: 62-376 (104 amino acids)
Source: RefSeq, a predicted model, not a curated record
CUUGCUGCUAGCUCACCGCACCAAAACAAAGAAAGGCGACGAGAACGAUAAUCUAGUAGCCAUGGAAGCGCCGGAUACCGGGAAGAAGGAGCACGACGGGAAGGAGGAGACCAAGCAGCACAACCACAGCCACCACAACCACCACAACCACAGGGAGGAGCACGUCGGCGGGAGGAAGAUUGACUUGGUGAAUUACGUCGUCGGCCUCGGCGCCAUGGCCACUCCAGGAGCCUUUCUCGAGAAGAGGUACCUGGCAUUGACCGGGAGGAAGUACGACAAGAUGGAAGGAUUGAUCGGCCCGGAGCAGAUCGCCAAGGAGCGCAAGCAAGAGGAAGAAGGCGGGGAGAAGAACACCGGCGUCAUCUACGAGUUCUGAUCAGGCAUACCUUGCAUUUAAUUUGGUUCUCCCUCCUGCGUGUGUUGAAUAUAUAUGCUAGCGCCACGUACGUGUGUUGAAUAAGUGGCAGUGUGUGUGCCUACUUCUUCUCUGUGUAUCUUCACUUAUUUGCAUACCUGCUCUCUUUUUUUAAUAAAAAAAUGUAUUCAACUCUUCGGUC